AACUGAUGCAUUGCAUGUAAAGCUGUAAAAAGCAUGCAUACCGGGUCCUGGAUUACUCAUCACAUGUGAACGUUCCUGCUCUCAAAUAUAAUCUCUUUUUGGGGGCACAACUUUAUACAGAAGAGCUCAAGAAGAAGUAGAAGAAACUCAUUUCUCUUAAAUAAGAGGGCAGUGGUUAACAUGGAAUGGACAAGCUAACAACAACCAAGAUUGUUAAAGUUGAGGGGGGAUCUGGAGGAUCUGGAAAAGAAAUCCAGAAACAUACAGAAACUGUGACGACUACAAGACUGACAUCUCUACCGCCAAAAGCCCACAGCGGCCAGCAGAUACUGACCUCCAUCGGGAACGGCUCAGGAUCUGCAGGAGGAGCUGUUUUGCUGGAGAAGAAGUUCAUCACUCACAGCAGCGCUGAAGGAGGAGCUUCCAGGAGUUAUGUCAUAUCAUCCUCCUCAUCUGGAAGUUCAGCCAGCAGCAGCUCAGGAGCAGGAUCUGUGAUCAGUGGAUUUGACGGUAUAUCUGGCGAAAUCAGUGUAACCGGACCGAUCACUAGCUCUACGGUUAAAAGCUCUACAUCUGCAGUUAAAAGCUCUAGCGUGGUCUCUACCUCCAUCACAUCCUCGUCAGCCGCAGGCGGAGAGCUUUCCUCUGGAUACGGCUCCAUCUCCUCAUCCUCCUCCGAGUUCGUGUCUGGUUCCUCAGGAGGAUCCAUCAGUACUUCUGAAGGCAGCAUGAGUAAAUCUAGAAGCGGUGGAGGAUCAUCUGCAGUCAUGUCUGGCGAAGGAACAUCCAGCUCCAAGACUGUGUCCAAAUUCAGCUCCUCGUCCCCUAGUGGAACAAGGAAAGGUUUGAGUUACAGCACAGUUCCUACUGAGAGGAAGACCAUUAUGAACAUUACCACAGGAGGAUAUGAGGGGAGCUCCAGUGGCAAUUCCUCCCCUGAGUACAUAAAGAAAGAGUACGUUUCCACUAGCAGUGCUGCCACCAGAGGGCGCACUCAAACACGAGAGAGUGAGAUCAGAGCCAGACUGCAGAGCGCCUCGCCCUCCGCUAGAUGGACAGAGUUGGAUGAUGUGAAGAGAUUACUGAAGGGAAGUCGCUCUGGGAGCAUCAGUCCACCACGUUCUCCCACCAGCACUCUCCCUAUCCCCAAAAAAGCCAGCAUUGACGUACGCCACGAGAGCCAGUCAGGCUUUGAUGGCACAGUUUUGGAUGCUGGAUUCAGUGGAUAUUACACCAAUCCCAACAAUCUCAGUUACACCACAUUGCAACAACCAUCAUCACCCACAGGCGGCAUGCAAAACAAUCUGACCCUCAGUUCAUCUGCCCUUGAUACUACAGUGUAUGGGAUGCAGAAUAACCUGUCUACAUCUGGCGGUGCUAUGAUGGCUAAUGGAAGGUGCACUGGCUAUGUGUAUGGGGUCCCGAAAAAUGUUGGCAGCGCUGGAUUGGCCACUACUAUUUCUGCUAUUCCAAGCAGUCCUAUCACCGCUGAUGACGUGUUUAUGAAAGAUGGCAAGUUAAUUGCGAUUGGGAAGGAAAAUGUAGCGGCUAAGACAGAGACCGAGAGGCUGAUCAUGUCCAAAAACACUGGCAAACAGUUCGUCCCUUCAUCCUUCAAUGCUGGAGCAGACACGUUUUCUGAAGAUUCACUCAAGAGGGAGAAAAAGAUGAUCUCGAGCGCCACAGAUCCACAGACCACCACCAUUACUGGUUCCAAAUCCUCAACAAAAAACAAAGCAACAUAUGCAGAUAUUCGUAAAGAUGAUUCCGACGGCGCUGGAUGUGGAUUCUGGACGUGUUGCUCGUGGUGGAAAUGGCUUCUGGCUUUGUUAUUUGCUCUUCUCCUUCUGCUGGGACUCCUCUGUGGACUGAUCGCACUAGGUGAGCAGCUGAGGAGGCUGAAGGCUCGUGUGGAUGCUAUCGAUGGUGGAGGAACCUCUCCUCGAACCAGCGGUUUGAAAACUGACGACAUUCCUGGGGUCCAAUCUGGUAACACGAUAAACCUGGGUUAUGAACCUGCUGGGCAAGAUUCGUUGAUCCUGCAGAGAGCUAUCCUGAGAGAGCUGCAGUCGGACACCAUCAGAGCAUCGCUGGCAACUUCGCUCAGGGGAGAGAGAGGAGAACCUGGACCUAAAGGAGACCAAGGGCCUCCUGGAGUUAAAGGUGAUUCAGGAUUUCCCGGGAUUCCAGGUCCUCCUGGUCUUAUUGGUCAUCCUGGACAGGAAGGCCCUCGAGGACCCAAAGGGAGCGCAGGUGAAUCAGGAAGUGAUGGUUUACCUGGACCGAGGGGUCGUGAAGGUCCAGCGGGUCCCAGAGGAGAACCAGGACCCCCAGGAAUUGGGGAGAAAGGAGAGAAAGGCUCAUUUGGUGAUGUUGGCGCUCCUGGGAUAGCAGGACCACCAGGACCCGUAGGGCCCAAAGGUGAUGCAGGUGCACAAGGAGUACCGGGACUUACAGGAGCACCUGGACCCCAAGGCUUCCGCGGAGAUUCUGGUGAUCCCGGACCCAAGGGUGAUAAAGGACCUGCUGGGCCACCUGGGGUCAAAGGUGAUCAGGGAGAGAGAGGACCACGUGGCGCCACUGGUGAGCCGGGUCAGCCUGGACCAGCAGGUCCUCCUGGUGAGAAAGGUCUUAAGGGAUCAACAGGUGCACCAGGACCAGAUGGUGUUAAAGGACUUAGGGGUGACCAAGGACCCGUUGGGUUGCCUGGUGCUCGAGGACCAUCAGGACCUCCCGGAGAUUCAGGAAUACCAGGAACACCAGGACUCCAAGGACCACCAGGACUGCCAGGUACACCAGGCCAACCAGGAGCUAAAGGUGAGGCCGGUGAGCCUGGAAGAGUCAUUUCUGCAGGCGCUAAUGCUAACACGGUGGCUGUAUCUGGACCACCAGGACCUCCUGGAGCUCCAGGUCCUGCUGGUCCACCUGGACUAUCAGGUCCUAUUGGUCCUGCUGGUCUUCCUGGUUCACCUGGUGCAAAGGGAGAUAAAGGAGACAAAGGAGAGGAUGGGAAACCUGGAGUCACUGAGAGUGCAGGGACAGAGAAAUCAGAAGCAGGGGAACCCGGUCCUCCAGGACCACCAGGACCUCCAGGACCACCCGGGGAUGAUGGAAAGCCAGGUGUUGGAGAACCUGGUCCAGCUGGUCCUCCUGGUGAAAAAGGUGAACCUGGAAGCUUUGUACCUACUUCAGAAACAUUCUUUGCUGGACCACCUGGGCCUCCUGGACCUAUUGGACCAAAGGGAUCACAAGGUGAUGUUGGCCCUCAAGGUUUCCCUGGUCAACCUGGAUUACCUGGAGAACCUGGAAUUGGUAUUCCAGGACAGCCGGGAUCACCAGGACCACGUGGAGAGCAAGGUCUUGAUGGUCCACUUGGACCACAGGGACCUCAAGGGCCAAUGGGUCCCAUGGGCCCAGAAGGUCCAAAAGGUGAUGCUGGAGUCCCAGGUGCCCCUGGUAUUCCAGGUUAUUCUUACGGUGGAGGAUCCAGAAGUGCUCCGGGACCACCAGGUCCACCUGGACCCCCAGGGCCUCCUGGAGAACCAGGUUCUCAAGGUGACGGGUCACCGAAUGCUGUUCAACAGAUUUCAGACUACCUCAGAAGUGAGCCCAUUAGACAAUACCUAGCUGGACCUCCAGGCCCGCCUGGACCACCAGGUCCCUCUGGAUCAGCCUCUGAUGAUGCUCUGGCUAGCAGAGUCAUUGAAUAUCUUCAACGAGAUGAGGUGAGACAGUACCUGAUUGGUCCUCCAGGACCCCCGGGACCACCAGGUGUGCCAGGUGGAUAUGGCUUUAACACUCAGGAAGUGGCAGGACGAGUGAUGAGCCUUAUUAACGAUGCUGGUUUUAGAGGUUUACCAGGACCUCCCGGCCCACCAGGACCUCAAGGACCUCCUGGAAACUCUGGAGGACUGGUGUCUUACGCUGCUAACGAAAACCAGCAGCACAUCCGCGCAGAGCCGCAGGAGUACAUCAAGAGCCAUCCAAGGGCUGAUGAGAAUUUGGAUUACACAGCCAUCGCUAAACAGGUUUCAGAUUACAUUAAGGCUCAUGGCCUGUUAAAUGGAAAUGCUGGCUUUCCAGGUGCACCAGGUCGUCAAGGAUAUCCUGGACCACCAGGGUUUCCAGGAGAGCCCGGAACACCAGGACAGCCUGGACCACCAGGACAGGCUGGACCACCAGGACUGCCUGGACCACCAGGACUCGACACUGUACACAAUUACUCCAACAUGACUGCUGUCUUGGACUACAUCAAAGAAAAUCAUAUGAAAGGACAAAAAGGCGACCUGGGAUUUCCAGGAAUUCCAGGAUCCCCAGGUAUUGAUGGUAAACAAGGCAUAGUAGGCUUACCAGGCAUAAAGGGACAAAAAGGAGAAAGAGGUGAAGCAACAUACGUCAACCGAAGGAGGAGGAGGAGCACAGUAAUUUAGGCACACAGCAGUGUGUUUAGCUGGUUUGCAUUAAUACACCAUAUCUUAAUAAGACGUGAUGGGAUAUGAUUACAGAAACAAUAACACAAGACUGCAACACAUGACAAGAUUAGGCUCUCUCUGCACUUGUAUUUUCUAUAUUGUUAGGACUUCUGGUCAAAGGCCAGGGUAGCCGUUUUCCCGCACUAUUAGGCUCUUUUGAAAAUGCAGUUGCGGGUUGUUGAUUUGUGAGCUACUUUCAUACCAUGCCAUGGCCUCUAAAUAAAAAUAUCGGCUGUUUCUCAAUACCAAGUAUGCAAAGUUUGGACUUGCGUCCUUGGAAGUUCAGAGCUGCCAAGUUCAGACUUGGAAGAAAGAACUACCGAGGACGCGAGGACACAAGUCGGGUACCUCUUCAGAUGGAACGGCAGUGUUCUUUAUAACGUCACUUAACUCACCAUGGAUUCAUCGGUUUCACUGUACAUUAACAAUUAAAUGAUUGAAUUAUAGAAAGCACGGUUUAUGCUGUGACGUCACACGGCAGAAUUAUAGAUUUUCUCUUAAGUGAAAUUUCUCGUUGUUCAUCACAUAUUGCUGGGGGGAAAAUAGUGUAUUGUGUUGGUUUCGGACAUGGUGUAAUGCUUUGAAAGUCACAUGUACAUAUUGCAGUCUUUUUCAUUUCUAUUUGUAUUUGUUUCUUAAUUUUUUUUUGUUAAAUCAAUGUUACACUGAAUUACCAAUGAUCAUGAAUGAACCAUAAUUAUGUUGGGAUUUCUCUACAAAUCUAUAAAUUUUCUGAUCAUAAAAUGUGCUCUUUCUAGCAUCUUGCAUGACAGCAAAAAUGAUUGAAAUAGUGCUUUCUGUCAAUUGCUUUGUUAAAAAUGCUUUCAUUAUUACCGACUCUGAGCAGCAUCAGAGGUGGAUUCACUUUUAAAUCCAUAAUAAAGUUUUUUUUUUAAGGA
Messenger RNA from Danio rerio (zebrafish), 5371 nucleotides. NCBI's taxonomy places the organism in Eukaryota, Metazoa, Chordata, Actinopteri, Cypriniformes, Danionidae. The record is from RefSeq and is a predicted model, not a curated record.